This is a messenger RNA of Aspergillus nidulans FGSC A4, 747 nucleotides long. RefSeq lists its product as uncharacterized. The record is from RefSeq and is a predicted model, not a curated record. The transcript has a single exon. NCBI's taxonomy places the organism in Eukaryota, Fungi, Ascomycota, Eurotiomycetes, Eurotiales, Aspergillaceae. The coding region runs from base 1 to 747 and encodes 248 amino acids.
AUGUCAUCUACUGCUUGCCCGAAUCAUGAGAUGCUGAAAUUCGAAGACGAAAUCAGACCCAUAGCCCUGCGUCGCCAACAGAAAAUGAUCAUAAGAACACAAUUUUGUACCAGAAAAUGGACAGAAGAUGCACAUACGCAGACCCAUCACCGAUCACAAUAUAUAUAUCAAGAGUUUUUUGGGAUCCCUAACGGACAUCUCGAGUACCACGAUGAAUACUCCAUUGACAAUGCUCAUGCGCACGACUGGCCUGGAUUAAGAGAUUUCCUCGACCAACUCAAGUUAUGCAAGGAUAACUGGUCUUUGGACGAGCCUGAGUUCCCUUACGGACAAUUGCCAUUCGAGGUCUUCCUUAACUGCGCUAAGACUAUACCACAUCAUCCUCCGGCAGCGGAUAUACCAUGGGCAUUCAACAUUCUGCGCAGCAAGGGCCUACUCCCAGAGCUAGUGCUGUCGAUUCUGGGAAUGGCCGGGUAUGACCAUACACAGCGCCGACUACCCGUUGCCCACGAUCCGUUUCAUCCAGACAAUCGGGAGGAGCUCAAGAAAUACCUAACCUUCUGCUGGCUUACGCUAAUCCGGUGCAAUAUAUUCGCACAAGACCUGAAGGUCAAAAUUAACUGGAAACGCAAGGUCCUCGACUCCCUACUCCGCUUUGUUGGACCGCGCGGUCGCAAGGAGCUUUUCGAAAAUGUCCACAAAUAUGAACCGGACAGGCGAGACAUAAAUUAUCUAUCAGUUUCUUGA